AGCCAUGGUAUUUAUAGAUGGUCUUUUCAAUGCAUCCCUUUAAUCCCUGGCUGUCCCACCCUACAGCGGACCACCACCCUGCAAGCGUCCACUCAGAGCACCUCCGAGCUGCACUGAAGCAGGUCAUAAACAGCCAUGUCCACCGAACGAUUCGACUGCCAUUACUGCAAAGACUCUCUGCUCGGAAAGAAAUACAUCUUAAAAGAAGACACACAGUACUGCACCAAGUGUUACGAGAACCUCUUCGCCAACUGCUGUGAGGAGUGCUCUACGCCAAUUGGCUGCAACAGCAAGGAUCUGUCCUACAAGGACCGUCACUGGCAUGAGAACUGCUUCAAGUGUGCCAAAUGCAGCCGCUCCUUAGUGGAGAAAGCGUUUGCUGCUAAAGAUGAGCUGCUGCUGUGCACAGAGUGCUAUUCCCACGAGUACUCCUCAAAAUGCACCACCUGCAAGAAGACCGUCAUGCCAGGCUCCAGAAAAAUGGAGUACAAGGGGAACAGCUGGCAUGAGACGUGUUUUCUGUGUCAGCGCUGCCAGCAGCCAAUAGGAACCAAGUCCUUCAUCCCCAAAGAAAACAGCUACUACUGCGUCCCCUGUUUCGAGAAGCAGUUCGCCUACCAGUGCUGCGCCUGCAAAAAAGCCAUCACCACUGGUGGGGUCACUUACCAAGAUAAGCCCUGGCACCGUGAGUGUUUCACUUGCAUUGGCUGUAAGAGACAGCUGGCCGGUCAGCGCUUCACCUCCAGAGAGAACUACCCCUACUGCCUGGACUGCUUCAGCAACCUGUACGCCAAGAAAUGUGUGGGCUGCACAAAACCCAUCACCAGUCUGGCUGGAGCGAAGUAUGUGUCGUUUGAGGAGCGUCAGUGGCACAGCGAGUGUUUCACCUGCAUGCAGUGCUCCGUCUCUCUGGUGGGCCGCGGCUUCCUCACCCAGCGCGAUGACAUCCUGUGCACCGACUGCGGCCGUGAGAAAUAAACCCAGCUGAAGAGUCCAGAGAAUCUCCUCUGCAGGCCUUAAUCUACAGCCUGUUCACAGAGUUACACUUGUCCACAUACACUGGUGACAUUUCAGCUUAAACUACAGGAACCAACGUUGACUGGAUUAGAAUAAAUCGUCCUCUAGCUUCUAGUACAGCUAACUAUCGCUAUGUUUUUUGUGUGGCUCAAAUAUUAAACGCUUAAAUUAGUUUAGAAGGCUGCUUUUGAAUAAUCUACCACUGGUGUAUCUUAAUAAAAACUACUGUAAAUGUACUCAGAAAGACUUAAUCUGCAAAAUAAAAACGUUAAUUGUGGUUGGA
Messenger RNA from Colossoma macropomum (tambaqui), 1300 nucleotides. RefSeq names its product four and a half LIM domains 5 (gene fhl5). Gene Ontology annotation, molecular function: transcription coregulator activity. The transcript is spliced from 6 exons. The record is from RefSeq and is a predicted model, not a curated record. Lineage: Eukaryota; Metazoa; Chordata; Actinopteri; Characiformes; Serrasalmidae. Gene Ontology annotation, cellular component: Z disc; nucleus. The coding region runs from base 136 to 978 and encodes 280 amino acids.